AUGGCGCUGUGUCAAUUCUCAGUGACUAUCCACACUGUUUCCUCGUCAACAUCUUCUUCCUUCCAAUCUCUUCGUCCUCAGCCUUUGGUUUCCCAUGUAAAGUCUAAUUUUUGGAUUCACAGACUCAGAUUUCAUAGCUUCAAUCACGCAAUUCGGUUUAACACCCCUAAAUCGAAUGCCAUCGGAGCUGCAAUUGACAUCGACACUCACGGGAGGACGAAGAAGAAGAGAAAACCUAAACCUGGGUUUUUCGAAGAAAUCAGCGAUAAAUGGUCUUCUCGAAUCAGCCCCAAAAACAACAAUUUUCCUUGGCAGACGAAACAGGAAGAGCAAAUUCAACAUCAUGAAGAAGAAGACGAGGAAGAAGACGAAUCAGAAGACAAUCCAUCUUCCGGUAAAAAAACCGAUUCCAAUCACCGAUAUUCGGCGAGUGACCCGUCGAGUUUCCCAAAGCCAAGCGGAUACAUGUCUGCUCCAUGGGUCAAUAAUAAUGGUUCAAAAGCAGUUAAAUUUCCGUCUAGCUCCGACCAGGAAAUUCGAGUUUCGAGUUUCGAUAAUGGUUUUACUGUAGAUAGAUAUAGAAGGGAUAACGAUUUUGGCAAUAGAGCUGUAGAUUAUAACACUAGAGAAGCAAGAGAUUCAGAAUUAGAUGAUGAUGGUCACAGAGGCCAAAGAGGGAUGAUAGAUUCAGGGAAAGACAAAGGAAUAUGGAGAAAGAAGAGAAGCAAUACGAUAGAAGCAGAGGGAACUGUACCAGAACAUGAGCUGCAAAGGCUUAGGAAUGUAGCUUUGAGAAUGGUUGAGAGAUUUAAAGUAGGUUCUGCAGGAAUUACACAGGCGCUCGUCGAAGCCAUUCACGAGAAAUGGGAGGUUGAUGAAGUGGUGAAGCUGAAAUUUAGAGAGCCAUGUUCUCUUAAUAUGAAGAGAACUCACGAAAUUUUGGAGAAGAAAACCGGGGGAUUAGUGAUAUGGAGGUCAGGAAGCUCUCUCGUGCUGUACCGAGGAAUAAGUUACAAGCUCAAGUGUGUUCAGUCGUUUAUCAAACAGAACAAUCUCGACACAAGCCCUGAGAUCCGUCGAAGUGUAGAUACAAGAAGGGAUUACAUACCAGAGGAUGCGAAUUACCCAAAGAAUGUACCUAAAGAACAGUUAUCUGAGCUAUGCGAAUUGAACGAUUUGUUGGACGAGCUUGGUCCAAGGUUUCAUGAUUGGACAGGGUGUGCUCCGUUGCCUGUUGAUGCAGACAUGCUUCCUCCAAUGGUUCUAGGAUAUAGGUGUCCGUUUAGGAUUCUUCCGCAAGGAGUAAAACCUGUUCUGUCUAACACGGAAAUGACAGAAAUGCGUCGGCUCGCUAGGAUAAGCCCACCACAUUUUGCUCUUGGGAGGAGCAGAGAGUUGCAAGGUCUGGCAGUAGCAAUGGUAAAGCUAUGGGCAAAAAGUGCGAUCGCGAAGAUAGCAAUCAAACGCGGUGUGGAAAACACGCGGAAUGAGAGAAUGGCAGAAGAACUUAAGAGACUUACCCGCGGUGUACUUGUUUCGAGAAACAAAGAGUACAUUGUCUUUUACAGAGGCAAUGACUUCAUGCCUCCUGCAGUAGCAGAGGCAUUGACCGAGAGGCAAAAGGAGAUAACAGAAGUUCUUCAAACUAAAGAGGAUCAAGUACGGGAAAUGGCUUCAACAAGAGUCACACACACAUCACAAGGCAAAUCGCCUAAAACUCAAUUGCUCGCUGGAACUCUUGCUGAGACUAUAGCUGCAAGCUCUCGGUGGGCACCAGAGGCAAGCAGUGUGGAUAUCGAGGAGUUAAAGAGAGAAUCAGCUUCGAUCAAAAGAGCUGCGCUUAUUAGAAAUCUUAACGUGAGACUUGUUCAUGCAAAGCAAAAGCUGAGAAGAGCUGAGAGGGCUCUAGCUAAAGUGCAGAAGGAUCUUGACCCAUCGGAACUCCCGACUGAUUCAGAAAUAAUCACAGAAGAAGAGAGACUUCUUUUCCGAAAAAUUGGUCUGAGUAUGGAUCCCUUUCUUCUUGUAGGAAGACGAGAAGUGUAUGAUGGUACCAUAGAGAAUAUGCAUUUACACUGGAAACAUAGAGAGCUCGUAAAGAUAAUUGUUAGAGGGAAAUCUCUUCCGCAAGUGAAACAUAUCGCUAUCUCUCUGGAGGCUGAGAGUAGAGGAGUGUUGGUAUCCGUUGAUAAAACCAUGAAAGGCUAUGCGAUUAUACUCUAUCGCGGCAAGAAUUAUCAGAUGCCAUUUCGGCUUAGGCCUUCAAACUUAUUGACAAGAAGAAAGGCUUUCGCUCGAUCCAUUGAGCUUCAAAGAAGAGAAGCACUGAAGCAUCAUGUUGCGGACCUAGAGGAACGGAUUGAGCUGUUGAAGACCGGACAGGAUGAGGAUAGGGAAACCGGAAUGAAAAGUGAUGGGGAGGAAGAGAACUUGUAUUUGAGAGUUGAUGAAUCUGAUUUUUCUUCUGACGAGGAUGAAUCUCUGGAAUGGGAGUCAGAAAAGAAUGAAACUUUCUUAUUAUCUGAGGAAGACGAAGAAGGAACUUGAACCAGUAAACAAAUAAAACCUGUAGCAGAGUUUAAUGAUAAGAGGGUCAAAUGACACCCUUAAAAUUUUUAAUAUUCAUGUUUAACCUUUUGUAAUAUAACAUAACGACGGUAGUAUGCUUUCUUGCAUUGCAUUGUAUCUACUUAAAUGAUCUUUGGUAAUCUUCAAACAGAUAAGAAUUUCCUCUAACGAAGAGGGUUAGAUAAAUAAGAAACAAUUUCCAUAAA
Messenger RNA from Eutrema salsugineum, 2774 nucleotides. Its product is annotated as CRM-domain containing factor CFM3, chloroplastic/mitochondrial. The record is from RefSeq and is a predicted model, not a curated record. Gene Ontology annotation, molecular function: mRNA binding. The transcript is spliced from 9 exons. Gene Ontology annotation, biological process: RNA splicing, via transesterification reactions. Lineage: Eukaryota; Viridiplantae; Streptophyta; Magnoliopsida; Brassicales; Brassicaceae. Bases 1 to 2547 code for a protein of 848 amino acids.